AUGGAACUCCUCAACUUCCUCCUCUCUUUCCUCCUGCUAGCUCUGCCAGCAACAGCCCAAUUCCAAUUCUUCGAGCACAUGUUCGGCGGCCAACAGCAGCAGCAACAGUCACCACAGAACGCUGGGUCGGAUAGUGCAUGGUACCAGCAACAGUACGAGGCUGCCCACUGCGACCGCUACCUCUGCCCCCACACCCUAUCAUGCGUCCACUUCCCACACCACUGUCCAUGCCCUUUCCCAGAGGUGGAGGAUAAAGUCGAGUUUGGGGAUGGGAGCAUGGCUUGUAUUUCCAGAGGAGGCUGGGCGGCGGGGGAAAGCGCGAGGAAAGUUGAGUUGGCUAGGAAGGGGUUGUUAUGA
This is a messenger RNA of Recurvomyces mirabilis, 357 nucleotides long. It is a transcript of the gene LCL2, whose product is annotated as Long chronological lifespan protein 2. Bases 1 to 357 code for a protein of 118 amino acids. The transcript is spliced from 2 exons. Lineage: Eukaryota; Fungi; Ascomycota; Dothideomycetes; Mycosphaerellales; Teratosphaeriaceae. The record is from RefSeq and is a predicted model, not a curated record.